This is a messenger RNA of Eleginops maclovinus (Patagonian blennie), 1763 nucleotides long. It is a transcript of the gene rln3a, whose product is annotated as relaxin 3a. The transcript has 2 exons. NCBI's taxonomy places the organism in Eukaryota, Metazoa, Chordata, Actinopteri, Perciformes, Eleginopidae. Gene Ontology annotation, molecular function: G protein-coupled receptor binding; hormone activity. Bases 1057 to 1500 code for a protein of 147 amino acids. The record is from RefSeq and is a predicted model, not a curated record. Gene Ontology annotation, cellular component: extracellular region.
AUUGUAGUUUCCCAAGCGAACGACCUUUGACUAUGUGGAUACAAAGAUAAAAAUGUGUUUUAUUUUUGUCUGACUUCUAUGUUAUCUACCUUUGAAAAUGUCACUGGUCCUGUCUGUCCUCCCAGUUCACAUUUAGGCAGAGAGAUGAUGACUCAAUAAGCAAUUUUCACAAGAAUGGAAAAAUGAUGCAUAAAUGAAGUUAUACAGGGUCGAUUAAUUAUGGCAAAGCGGAUAUAAAUAAUAUGUAAAUCAUUGUGAUAUCAGUCACAUAGGCUAAAUGUAUCCCUAUAGUGGUGUCAGCAAAUGUUAAAUCUUAUGAGAAUUUCAUGGAACAUGCAUAGUUUGGCUGGAAAGGUUAACUUCAUGUGUUCAGGCAAAGACACUUUUUUCUAUAUUGAUUUAACUUAACAAAUAUGAUAUUUCUUUGAUUUGCUUGACUUGUUUAUUUAACUCGUAAAAGAUCUUUGCAUCUUACACAACAAUCUGAGUUGGGAUGUCAAAAGAGACAUCAUAGUGUCUAUUUAGCAAUUUUAAGGGCUACAACAUAUUGGGGGGAAAAGUAUACUACAGCCUUUAUCUUAAAGUGUCAUGCAUUUUGGAAAACGUACGGAGACAGGUUUAGUUUUGGCCAAUUAAAACAUUCUGUAAGUGACCUGGUCAUAUACUUUUUGAAUUUGGGUCAUAACUGUUUACAUUUAAAAUGUAGGUAAAGUUUAAACAAGGGGACAUUAAAGGUGACAGAAAUGCUUCUCAUGAUGACACAAUUUUAUCAUCAGGCCUCUGGCAUAUUCAUUAAUUAUGCCACCUUUGGUCCGCUUUUUGUCUCCAUAAAGGUCUCUGACUGUAUCUCUUUUUCAAAUCUGUUACGGGAAAGUCCUGCAGGCACAGUAUUCAUGUCUCCCAUGCAGGACUCCAAACCCUUUAUAAACCACACCUGGGUCAGCUGGAAAGUCAUAGCUCUUGCAAACAGGGAGACAGAAAUCAAAGUGUUGCUCAAAGCAUAGAAACUCCUGUAAUUCUUAACAUUUCUAUUUUGCUUUAUUUCCUCGUGGUACUAUGUGGAAAGCAGUGGUACUGGCUGUGUGUCUGCUGGUGUCUGGGGCUCAGCCCAUUGACGUCCCAACAUAUGGAGUGAAGCUUUGUGGCCGUGAGUUCAUCCGGGCUGUCAUCUUCACCUGCGGAGGCUCUAGAUGGAGACGCUCACUCAGGAGUUCAGAUGUUUCAGAGGACCCAUUCAGCUCCAGUCAGAUGGAGUCCUCGGAGGGUUUGAUUCACAAUCCUGUGGUGGAGAGUCUCCUCCAGAGGAACAGAGAUCUGAGCUUCACCACUACAGACAGCCGUGAGGGAGUGUUUAGCAGGCCGGCCCGUUCUUUCAUCACUGAAGAAAUCCUGCAAGCCCUACGCAAGGCUGACCGCAAGGGCCGGGACGUGGUGGUGGGCCUGUCCAAUGCCUGCUGCAAGUGGGGCUGCAGCAAGAGCGAGAUCAGCUCCCUGUGCUGAGUCAACCUUCGCCAUAUAAGUGGACACACUGGCAGACAUAUUCAUUCAAGUACACAAACACACACUCCUUUUUGCCACUUCCCAUGCAUUGAUGACAUUUUACAGCGAGUUAAACUAUUGUGAACUGUUUCAUUUGUUCUAUGUUUGAAUUGUAUGGAAAGGGCUGCCAUGUGUUUAAAAUGUUUACAUAUUAUUUUCUGGUUACAAAUUAACAGCCUUAAUUAUUCAGUCUUGAAGCAAGCAGUUUUGUCUUAUCCAAUAAU